CUGACCUCGGGGAAAGGAGCUCGGCGUCGGCAUUUCUUCUUCAGCAUGUUUCAGGAGCUCUUCAAUAGUUCUUUAGCCACCUGCACAGUAUUCCAUCAUACCUGAUACGCUGACUUAAUCACGACAGGAAGCAACGUCAUCAUCAGACUGUCCCUCUUCCAUUUACCAAAAGAUAGAUUAAACGCCGCAGUGGAGGUCCUCCAGAGAACGAAGAGUGUCGCCAAUGAUCGAGUGACCGAACCAUCGACAGCAAGAUGUAUAAAUACCCACGAACGCCUCACAUCUUCUACUCACUCCCAACACAACCUCUACAGCUUCUAUAGAAAUCUCCAGUCAAAAGCUCAACAAGCAUGACCACUCUUCCUCCUCCCCGACAAAUCAUCGUAGCUCAUGGUGCCAACGGCGAGCCUCACAUUAUUGACGAAAAGAUCCAUUAUCCAGCCGAUUCCCCUUUCCAGGCAGCUGUCGGUUUCCUCCAACCAGAGCUCGUGGGGAAGCCGGACAAAGCUAUCGAAUGGGCUAGUAUCAAGCCUACGAAGGUCUCCAACGAUGACGCUAUUUCCUUGCGAUGGCUCGAUUUUCCUCCAGGCUUUAAAAGCGACGUUCACUUCACUCAAACCAUUGAUUAUCUCAUCGUCGUCCAUGGUGAACUUGAAAUGAUCCUUCACGACGGUUCUUCGAAGACUGUCCGAGCAGGCGAUGCCAUUGUACAGAUCGGCAAUAUUCAUGGUUGGAACAACAACACCACCGACUGGGCUAGGUUCGCUAUUGUUGUCGUCCCCUCUGAGCCUGUCAAGGUCAACGGUCGUGGCUUGGAAGAACCUCCCUUCAACGCUUAUCACGCCCAGUUCUAACUUUUGAGGAGAUCCAUUAGCCCACCGUAUAUAUAUGUAACUGCU
This is a messenger RNA of Cryptococcus deneoformans JEC21, 899 nucleotides long. RefSeq lists its product as hypothetical. The record is from RefSeq and is a predicted model, not a curated record. NCBI's taxonomy places the organism in Eukaryota, Fungi, Basidiomycota, Tremellomycetes, Tremellales, Cryptococcaceae. The coding region runs from base 351 to 854 and encodes 167 amino acids. The transcript has 4 exons.